CCAGGAUUGCUGAGACACUGCCCGGCACAGGAGAAAAUUUGUAGUCGAGCUUUCCAACAAAUCCCUCAGCAACGUUGACAUAAUUUGGAUGUAGUGCCAUGUUGUUCGAAGGCCCGCCGAACUAGGACACGCGAAAAUGUAGUUAAAGGAACAAGUUCAAGUUGCAAUUACAAAGCAAACUAGAAUAGCGAACUAGUGCGUGGACCACAGUACAGUCUUCUUUUAAUCCUCCGACGUUAGAACAUCAGACCAGAUACAGUAGAAACAAGGAACAUCGCCUCAGAGAAUCAAUUGUUGAAGCCAAAAACAAAGAAAAAUGUCAUCCCUGGCCACCUCCUUCGGGAUCCAAUUGUACUGCGGGUACAAGUGGUUCGUUAACUACCUCUGGGACGGCAACUCCAGCUCUCCGGUGGAUCAAUCGGCCCCUGCUAUCAAAGCGCGGAAGAAACAGGAGUAUAAACUGGAUCAAGACUUGUACGACAGUGAGGAGGAUACGGAUUUCGAUUCGGACGACGUCUACGACAAUCUCGGGGAAAGAGCGGAUCGUGGCCGCGACGGUUUUUUCUUCGACCAAAGCGGAUCCUCGUCCUCUUCGGGGAGCGAAGUGGAGGUUGAGAAUCAUGCUGGUGCAAUUACCUCCUCUGACGGGCACGGGCUGUAUCCCUCGGGGCGCGCGCGGGAUGAAAUUGUGUGAACGUCGGGUGUAGUAAUGCACGAGUGGUUUUCCAUCUCCCGCGCCAGGACCAGGAGGUUGCAGUGGAUCAUAGCGAAUCAAGUCCUGGCCCGUCUUUGACCUGGUUCUUUUUUUUGUUGAUGAGAAUAUAGCCGAGUGAUUUGAUGUUAUAACAGUGUAAUCGGAAUAAAAUCCGAAUCGGAUCUGGCCACGAGCAGGAAUUCAGUCCCAUUGAGCUUCAUAUUUUGAAUCAGAACGUUCUAGUCAUGAUGAUAGAUAAAUCCAGCAAGAGAUCAUGCCCAGUAUUUCUGAGCAGGUAGGCCCAAACUAGAUAAAGCUCGAUUUGGACGAACCGUCAAAUAAUUUAACUUUAAGACAGGACGACCAAGCUGG
This is a messenger RNA of Amoebophrya sp. A120, 1066 nucleotides long. The record is from the annotation of a GenBank genome assembly. Lineage: Eukaryota; Dinophyceae; Syndiniales; Amoebophryaceae.